This is a messenger RNA of Oreochromis aureus, 2524 nucleotides long. Its product is annotated as potassium voltage-gated channel subfamily H member 5-like. The transcript has 2 exons. NCBI's taxonomy places the organism in Eukaryota, Metazoa, Chordata, Actinopteri, Cichliformes, Cichlidae. Bases 366 to 1166 code for a protein of 266 amino acids. The record is from RefSeq and is a predicted model, not a curated record.
UGUGAGGAGACCAGAAUAUGUGUCAGCUCUAACUCGUUCUGUCACUCGUGGCUGGCUACCAAUCUACGCCUAUAAUUUUCCGCAAGAUCAGUGAGGUGAAAAAGGAGGAGGAGGAGAGACAGCGAGCAAAGAACGAGGUACAGCUCACCAUCCCACAGGACCAUCCUGUCCGGAAACUUUUCCAGAAGUUCAAGCAGCAGAAGGAGCUCCGCAACCAAGGAGCUGCAGCUGCCUCGCAACUGGACCUGGAGAAGAACCAGCUGCAGGUGGAGCACCACCAGCACCUGCAUCCCCACACCCUGCAGCUCGGCCACUCCAGUCUGCAGCACUCCCUGCCGCUCACCCUGCAGCGGCCCCUCACCUCCAUGCAGAACGGGGCUCCACCCAGCAGCAGCGUUCUGACUGUGUCUCAGGUCACACCCAUGCAGAGCUCUCUGGCUUACGGCCAUCCCAGCGAGGCACCUGCAAAGCAGAACAACUGUGACAUCAUGGAGCUGCAACCCAGUUCUGCUGGAGGGGGCAGCGAGCAAACUGUCAGGCUCAAAGUCAGCACGAGCCCUGCGCUUGCAAAGCCGGCCGCCAAGGCGAGUGGCUGGAUGCGCCUCAAAAACAACAUGGCUCCGGCAGAGACGAGGAAGGAGGGUCUUAACAACAAUGUCAAGGCUGUUUCCGUGGAGAUGCUCUCUCAGGACGGUAAAGGUCGGGAAGCAGGGGGGAGCAGGGAUGGAGAGGAAGGUGGGGUCUCCAGCAACAACCCACUUCGCAAGACGGACUCAUGUGACAGUGGAAUCACUAAGAGCGAGCUGCGCAUUGACCGGGCAGGAGAGCCGCGGACCCCAGCGGCAGUUACCCCACUUCUCCACAGCCCUCUUCCCGGAGGAGUGGGGUCCCCUCACUCUUUCUGCCCCAUACCGGAACAGGCCCUGCAGGCCGCAUUGCACGAGACCCGGAUGGAGCUCCGGGGGGACAUCCAGACUCUGGGAGGCCGUCUGGGCGCCCUGGAGAGUCAGGUAGCUGAAAUUAUCAAACUGCUGUCGGAUAAGAGACAGCCGUCCACGGGGGCGCCACCUGCCUCUGCAACACCCAAAACCAAAAUACAACGGCAAGACAUUUUCACCGUCUCCAGGCCCGUUUCUCCAGACUCAGAGAAGGACGAUGGGCUCUGAAGAGAGCGGAACCAGCGGUGCAGAGUGCGCAUUGGACUAACAGAGAUUAUAUUAACAUUAGCUCUAUCAAUUCAAGGUUACUCACAUUUUUGGGCAUCCUCUUGGACUCUCGUACACCGCUGGUCUCAAUUUCCAAUUGGAAAAAAAAAAACUGGCUUCUUGUUUGCACACUGAUUUUUUUGUCUCCCGGUCAUGUGGGAGUCUUUACUCUCCAGUGACCCGGACUCUGUUUUCUUUUUGAUUGUACAUACCUCUCUAUGCAUGUCCAGCUGGAUUCUGGCCUGCCAAAGAAACAACUACUAAACGUACUUAUUGCCUGUAUAUUAUGCAGUUGACUGCAUGCAAAUAAGAUUCAAAGAGACAUUUUAUUGAGCUACACUGUACAUAUAAAUAUUUUUCAUUGAUGAAUUUACUAUGUGGACAUUCAGGGUUUGCAUACUAGUAGCACUAUAAACAUUGAAUAUCUCAAAGGGUUUACAGGCAGUUGGAUUGUGCAUGGAUUAUUUAUACAUAGAGAAGUCAUAAAGGGACAGAGGUUUUGUUUCAUUUCUUUUGCCUGUCAGAUGAAGCAGAUGUUUGAUUCUGUUCUCACGCCACAGAGAUGCUCGGAUGUGAGGAUCAGCAUCUGUUAAAACAGGGAGGGAAAUUUCUGAUAUGUUUUUUUUAAUAUAUAUAUAUAUAAUAAUAAUAAUCAUUGAUUUCUAUUUUUGAUUACAGAAAUGCCCUUGGCCUCAGUUUGAUAUCUGGUAAACCCUGAAAAAUGCUUGUUUUGUUUGAGCCCUCCUUGUGUCUAUGCAUCGCUCGGGUACGCCGCCAGAAUAUUGUACCUUUGUAAUCUCGUUGAUGAAUGAUUUUUUUUGUUUUGUUUUCUUUUGGUUUUUUGUUCCAUUCCUCUGCAUGAAUCAGGGAUGACAGAAUGCACUUUUGGGUAAAGUUGGGGUGACAAGAAGGCUUUAGGGAAAUAACACAGUUCACGCAAAAGUCCACUCAGCACAGUGACAUGUAAUCCCACGGCCCCAGCGACACACACGGCAGUCUUAACCAGCUAGCGUCUCUCUCUGAAGUCUGCUCUGAAUUCCAUUAAGCAGCAACAGCUUUGCCUCAAAGCUAGCAAGUAAUAAACAUGGAAUAGUGUACUUUCUAUGAUAUCAUUUUUUGUAAAAAAUCUGCAUGCGAAGGAGCAGUUUUAUGCUCCGCAGUGCUUACAAAUACACGUGUGAGAAGUGACACAUUUGCUUCAAACAUGCAGUGUGAAGGCGUCUCGUGGUGUGAACCCUGAAGGCUCGCAAAGACCUUUUCUUCACAGAAGGCAGAUCAGUCAGUUUGUCAGAAGUCACGGUCUUUUCAGGUCCUCUAUG